UUGGUUAUUUACUUCUCUACUCCUUCUCGUAAAACUAUUGAAUUGAGAGGAAAGCAUGCUCUGGUCACAGGCGGGUCCAAAGGUAUUGGGAAAGAAAUUGCUCAUCAGUUGAUUUUGAAAGGGUGUCAUGUUACCAUUGUGGCCAGAAAUGAAAAUGACUUGAAAGCCACUUGUGAAGAGCUUCAGCUUCUAGCUGAUCAGAUGGGACAAAAACAAAAAGUUCAAUGGGCUUCUAUAGAUCUCACAAAGAAUUUCGAAGAUAUAGAGAAGUCUGUGAGAAAAACUGAAGUAGAUUUUGGUCCUGUCCACAUACUCAUCAACAAUGCUGGUCACAGUGUUCAAUCUGGGUUUGAAGAUAUUAAGGUUGAAGAUUUUGAGAAGCAGAUGAAAGUAAAUUAUCUGAGUGCGGUUUACAUGACUCGAGCUGUAGUGGCAGGAAUGAAAGCUCGUCGUGCCGGCCACAUAUCUUUUGUUUCUUCUGCUGCUGGUCAAUGUGCCAUUUACGGAUAUUCAGCUUAUUCUCCCACUAAGUUUGCGCUCAGAGGCUUUGCUGAUGUUCUACAUAUGGAGCUCUUACCGUACAAAAUCAAUGUUUCUCUCCUUUAUCCACCAAACACUGAUACUGAAGGUUUCAAGGUUGAGUUAGAAACAAUGCCUGAAGAGACUAAGUUGAUGUCUGACUCGGCCGGUCUGUUUUCUCCUCAGGAUGUUGCUGUUGCGCACUUGGCUGAUAUUGAGUCUGGUCAAUACUGCACCACUAUUGGAUUGGACGGUUGGAUGCUUGGCGUUUUAACUGCUGGUGCUUCUCCAGAAAAAAGUUUAGCCAGGGCCCUUGUUCAAAGUUCCUGUGCAGGAUUGUUCCGAGCUGUCAUGCUCUGUUAUAUUGGGUAUUUCAACGGCAUUGUUAAGAAAUGCUAUUAUCGUAGAAAAGCAGUGGAAGAAGAGAAAGAAGAGUAG
Auanema sp. JU1783 is the source of this 957-nucleotide messenger RNA. NCBI's taxonomy places the organism in Eukaryota, Metazoa, Nematoda, Chromadorea, Rhabditida, Rhabditidae. The record is from the annotation of a GenBank genome assembly.